AUGAGAAAUAUUUAUUUAAAUUAACAAAAAAAGGAUAUAGAAGUAUAUAAAUUAGGAAAAAAUUUAUAACAUCCUCCCGGAUUUGAUUAUACAUCUAAAAAACAUCCUUAUUCAUGCAGUGGAAAAUGUGAUGGUAGUGAAAAGUUUACAAGAUAUAUUUGUAUUAAUUGUUUACCUGGACCAUAUUAAUCAAUUGGUUUUAUCGAAUUUAAUAAAGAAUGUUAUGAUAAAUAUAUGAAUGGAGAUGAAGAGUUAACUAACCAUAUUGCCAAUACUUAAGAUAGUAAAGCUCACACUAAAGAGCAUAUGAUUCUUAAAUUAAUAGCUCCAUAUGGAUCAUAUAGAGAGUUUUGA
Messenger RNA from Ichthyophthirius multifiliis, 354 nucleotides. RefSeq lists its product as hypothetical. NCBI's taxonomy places the organism in Eukaryota, Ciliophora, Oligohymenophorea, Hymenostomatida. The record is from RefSeq and is a predicted model, not a curated record. The transcript has a single exon.